UCUCCAGCAUGAUGGAGCUCUAUCUCGACCUGAUCUCGUCACCCUGUCGCGCCGUCUUCCUGUUUGCCAAAGCGCUCGGGAUUCCCUUUGAGUUCAAGUAUGUCGACCUGAUUGCAGGGCAGCAGUACAGCAGUGAGUUUGGGAAACUCAACAUCGUGGCGAAGAUUCCUGUCAUGAAGGAUGGAGGCUUCACCCUGUCAGAGAGUGCUGCAAUCCUGAAGUACCUUGUGCAGAAAUACUCAGGGUCAGUGGCAGAUCACUGGUUUCCUGCCGGCCUGCAGCAGCGAGCUCGUGCCAAUGAAUACUUGUCCUGGCAGCAUGCAAACCUCAGAGCUCACUGUCAAAAGGUCUUCCUGCUCAGGGUUCGUUUUCCGGUCAUCAUGGGUUUUGAAGUCCCGGAGGAGACGAUGGAUGCUGCUCUUGAAAAUAUGAAGCAGUCGCUCAACCUGUUGGAGGAGAAAUUCCUCCAGAACAAACAGUUAAUCCUCGGGGACAAAAUCUCUGUGGCAGAUGUGGUGGCUGUAGUGGAGAUCAUGCAGCCUCCUGGAACUGGUGUAGAUGGGUUCGAAGGCCGUCCGAAGCUGAUCGCUUGGAGAGGGCGAGUGAAGGAGGAGCUCGGUGAGGAGCUGUUUGACGACGCUCACAAAGCGCUCAUGCAGUUGAGCGGCUUGCCACAGAAGCUGAAGAGCAGCAGCGAGUUUGAGAAGUUCAAACUGAGAUUUCAGAGGUUCUUCAACUGAGGAGGUUUAUGUGUACAAACAGACACAAUAAAUCAUGAUU
Pelmatolapia mariae (spotted tilapia) is the source of this 780-nucleotide messenger RNA. Its product is annotated as glutathione S-transferase theta-1-like. Gene Ontology annotation, cellular component: cytoplasm. Bases 9 to 740 code for a protein of 243 amino acids. The record is from RefSeq and is a predicted model, not a curated record. Gene Ontology annotation, biological process: glutathione metabolic process. The transcript is spliced from 5 exons. NCBI's taxonomy places the organism in Eukaryota, Metazoa, Chordata, Actinopteri, Cichliformes, Cichlidae. Gene Ontology annotation, molecular function: glutathione transferase activity.